Molecule: messenger RNA, 2391 nt
Organism: Penicillium cataractarum
Lineage: Eukaryota; Fungi; Ascomycota; Eurotiomycetes; Eurotiales; Aspergillaceae
Product: putative rhamnosidase B
Exons: 4
Coding region: 1-2391 (796 amino acids)
Biological process (GO): carbohydrate metabolic process
Source: RefSeq, a predicted model, not a curated record
AUGAUCUCCAAAGAGGAUAAACAGAUCGUCAAUGCCCUCCAGGCAAACUGGAUUUGGAUCCCUAACUGGGUAGAUUCCUCAAGUUUGAAUACAGCGGGCAGGAUCGUGAAUUUCGUUCGCCACAUUACCUUGCCAUCAUCUCCUACUCAGGCGAAACUACACUUUUCCGCGGACACGCGGUACAAAUUGUUCGUCAAUGGAGUGCGCGUUGCAGUUGGACCUACCAGAAGCAGUCCUUUGAUCUGGUACUACGAUUCGCUUGACAUUGCACCCUACUUGAAGCCUGGGGAAAAUGAGAUCCGCUUUGCGGUACUGCGGUACUUUGCGUCCUCGCGUGGAGCUAUGGCUUUCGAGCGAACAGCUCUCCCGGGAUUGACGAUUGUUGGCCAUGUGGAGGCUGGUGCCGAGACCAUUGAUCUUGGCUCUUGCCAGGGCUGGAGAGCUUUCCCAGACGAGUCUGUUCAGUUUCCAACGGGACUGGUUGACGAUGUUUUCCUCCAUAUUAGCGAACGUAUCGCUCCGACCGACCCAGUCCCGGAAAUUACGCCUGUUCCCUACGGUAUCAGAACCUUGAACGGAGAUAUUGCUCCUUGGGCUCUUCAUCCACGCCCAAUUCCUACGCCCGAGUCAACCCCAGCAAUUGUGAAUACGAUCAGAUCGUGUCAAAGCAGUUUCAGUGCCGAUGACUGGACAGCCUUCCAUUUAGGAGGUCAUCCCUUGGUUCUUCCCCAGGGCUCAUCACACAUUCUUGAGAUACAAGCCGAUUGCCAUUCAACCGCUUUUAUCAGAUGGACUUUCAAGGCUGCCAGCAAACCGUCCGAGAUCAAGCUCAAAGUGACAUACUCCGAAGGAUACGAACUUGAACCCCGUUCAUAUCCCUUCUUCCGGUCCAAGGCUGAUCGGCUGGAUGCCGAGGGUGGCCACAUCAUCGGUCCGUAUGAUGAAGUUGCUCUCAAGGUUUCUGACAAGGAGACAUCUUAUGAGCCAUUCUGGUUCCGGACUUUCCGAGUCAUGAGACUUGAAAUCACUGUGGGCGAGGAGCCAAUUGAACUCAAGUCUUUUGAAGCAACCCAGGUCAACUAUCCUAUGGCGGUUAAAGCCAGCUGGAAAGAAGCAGGGGAUGUGCACAGUGAAGAUAUUUGGGAUGUGUCGAUUCGGACAAUGCGAAACUGCAUGUUUGACGGCUAUUCUGAUUGUCCCUUCUAUGAACAACUUCAGUACUCUGGAGAUACUCGAUCCGUCGGUUUAUUCCAUUAUCUUUUAUCUGGCGAUGAUCGAUUGAUGCGACAAGCUAUCACCAACUUCGCCGCCUCGGUGACCCCCUGUGGCCUCACUCAGUCGCGUUUCCCAUCGCAUGCCCCACAGAUUAUUGCUGGAUUUUCUUUGUAUUGGGUUCUCCAAAUUUGUGAUCAUUUUAUGUUCUUUGGAGACAAAUCUUUUGCACGCAGCUUCGUUCCGCGUAUCGACGGGGUCUUCGAAUUUUUCGAUUCCCAUAUCGAUGACUUGGGCCUUGUCAGUGGGCUUCCGGAGGAGAUUUGGCAAUACGUUGACUGGGUGACAACAUGGGGUGCGACUGAUGAACAUCCGGACAAAGGUGUGCCAACAUCCGGUCGGAAAUCCAACCGUCACGCAUACUUCAGCAUGCUAUACGCUUAUGUCCUCCGGAAGGGUGCUGAACUGAUCCGUCACGUUGGACGGCCCGGAAAUGCAGAAGAAUAUGAGAAUCGGGCUUCGAGACUCCUGGAGGCUAUCCGCAAAAACUGCUAUGACGGUGAAUUCUUCACAGACUCUACGGUAGACGUUGCGGAUGACCUAUCUUAUUCUCAACACUGCCAAGUAUUCGCUGUCCUUAGUGGAGCUGCCACUCCGGACCAGCAUGAGCGUAUCUUGACCGAAAGCUUCACGAAUCCUCGUUUCUCCAAGUGCUCGUAUAUGAUGCGAUUCUACGCAUUCCGGGCUCUUGCGGAGGCUGGAGGCCAAAUCUACGACAAAUUUUGGACUUCAAUGUGGGCGCCAUGGCGCCAAAUGCUUGCCAAUAACCUGUCAACCUGGGAAGAGGAUGACGUUCGCCAACGUUCAGACUGUCACGCGUGGGGUAGCGUUCCAAUCUAUGAAUACUGUACUGAGCUAGCUGGCAUUUCCCCAGUAGCGCCCGGAUCUUCCAAGAUACGCUUCAAGCCUCGUUUGCAACUGAGUGAAUCGAUUGAGGCGAAUAUUUGCCUUGGACGUGAGAAUAUUGCUCAUGUCUCCUGGCGUCAGGGAAACAGCAAUGAGACGCACGUGGAGCUUAGACUUGAUCAACCGGUCGAGGUGAUAAGUCAGCUUCCUGGCGGGCAAGAGAUAAAUCACGGGGUGUUGAGCCAUCUUGAUUUGGUCUUUAAAUUGCAUUAG